AUGACUAGCAAUACACCGCGUCCUUUGUCAGAGCUGAGCCCAAUGGCUCAGCGACGGAAUUCUCCAAGCUGGAAACAGCCACCAGCCAAGUAUUCACUGGGGUCGUCUCCAUUCGAUUCAUCGCCAUUUAAUAAUUCAACUUCAAAACGCCUUUUCUGGCAAGAUCGCGAAUCUCAAUCAUCAUUUGUUUCUUUGAAUUCGGAAAACGGAAAGCCAUAUGACCCAGAACUUCCCUACUCUCCAAAAUACGACCCAUCGCAUAUUUCUGUUCCCGAGCGGCCAUUAGCAACAGGUCGGUCGUUUCACGGUCGAAGCCAGAGCGACGUGCAAUCGCCACGUCGACCUGGAGAGGCAGAAGAGUCGCCGAAAUACAGGCCGGUUUCACCAAGCAAAGACCAACCUUCACCCCCAAAGUCGAGUUUAUCCAAAGCUACUCGAUUCGGACAUAAGCUAUUUGACCCUGAGUCCGAUAUCUGGUCAGAUAUAGACGGUGGACCAUCGCGUUUCUCUGAUAGAAACCCCAAGAGCGUCACAUUUGACGCUGCGCCACCUCAAGUCAACGAAUAUGAGAUGACAACCCCUGAUAUGUCUUCUCUUGCAGAAUCACGAGAAGGAAGUUACGAAUUUGAUGAGGAUGAGAUUGAAACAAGUUUUGAUAGGGGCUCAUCUCUAGAUCGAGACGACAGUUUCGACGCCUCUCUCGAGGACAUUGAGAAAACCCCAGUUGUCUUGCCUGACGACUGGCGGUUUAUGAGCCCUGAUUCGGCAAAUGACGACUUGGUGAGCGAGGACGAGGACCCGUUUAUUGAUCACCCUGGCAGCCCCAGUCCUGAUGUCCAGCCUGUGACGAAUCAUGAUGCAUCCACUCAUGGCUCUCGUAUUGACUCGCUCGAUUCGAAUGGCGAAAAGCGCCCUCUUCCACCUCUGCCUAACGCCCGGUCUGAGGAUCAAUCACCUCGCGUAAGCAGUCCCGAUAAAUUGUCUGCAGCAUUCGAGCGGGGUGCCAGUGGACAGCGUGUGCUACCGCCCCCUCCUGGUCCAGCUUCAUAUUCCAAAAAUGAUAUUGUGGGUUCUGGACGCCCGUCCAUGAACCUCGAAGACAGAUUACGACUUAUGAUGCUGCAAGAGAGAGACGAUAAUGACCAACAACUAGAACUUGAGCGCCAGAAAGAAAGACGCAUGAGGAGGGCUGGUGCUCGGGAGAGAAGCGCGGGAAGUGAAUAUGAAGGUAGACGACCAUCCGAGUCCAUAGCAAGCCAAGUCGAUACUCCACCACAUAUCUCUCGUGAGGAUAUUCUCAGAAACUUGAAGUCUAGAGAAGAUCUCGGCUAUGAUGAUGAAGAUGACGAAGUUGAUGAUGGUGAAUACUCGUCUCAAUUCAAUUCCAGCCCACCUCACAUGCAAUACGAUCCAGAUGUUCCUAUUCCCUCUCUCGAAGAUCAUCUAGAUGACGUCGAUGUUCUUAUCAAAGACGAGCCAUUGAGUGACGACGAAGGCGACGUCUACGACAUUCCAGAGUACUUCGGACCUAAUGCACAUGGACUACCUCUUCCUUCAAAUGAAGACCGACUGGGAGAUGAUGAAGAUGAUGAGAGCAACUAUUCUCGAAACUCGAGGGAUACCAUCAAGGAAGAACGAGAUAUUUCUACCGAGACGACUGAGACCGAUGUCACUACAGUUCAUCUUCCAGAAACGGAAGAUAUCAAGGAGACUAUAGAGUAUGACCAAGUGUUAUCAGAGACCAGAGAUGGGUCACCGAAUGGGUUUGAGCAUCUGGACUUUGGUUUGGCAAACCUCCCCGAACCGCUUCAACGCCCACAAACUCCAGAAAAGCAGACUGGUGACAAGACCGACGAGCCAUCUACCCCUGAUUCCGUGAUUAGACAUCCAGUUGACGAAGAAUCUGGAGACGAGGAAUCUGAUUAUGAAACCACUCCAGAGCCGGUCUCGGAGCUUGUUGCGACGAUCAAAGCCCCUGGUACCGGCUUGAAAACUCGUCCUUCACUGACUCCCGCUGAUGUACAGUCAAUGGCCGCCGUCCGCCGUAAAGUUAGUGUCCAGAGCGCCAUCGUACCAGUUGCUGAAACAGCCAUCGAGGACACCCAGGAAGACGACGACGAACAGGAAGCACGCGAUGUCGAGCAGGCAAACGACGACCUACACACUCUGGCUGUCCCGGAAGUAACCCAGAGACAAAGUAGCCUAGUCAAACUAGACAUUCCAUUUACUGGUUCCGGUGAAGGUCUUGACCUUGGUUUGGACAAGGAAUUUGAUCGAGUUAUUGAGGCCCAAAAGAGAGGCUACCUCAUGCGUCAAAACACUAAGGUUAUUAUUGCUUCUAGCAAUACCAAUGACGAACCUGAAAUUGUUCCUCAGAACGCUGCUACGAAAAAUGCGGAGAAUAAGCCAGAAAACAACACGCCUCGCAAAGCCAGUCAACCCACUUGGACUGCUGAGCCCUGGAAUGGUAAGAUGCGACGUCAAAGUUCAAAGGCUCCCGGUGCUAUCAAGAAGAAGCCUGUUCCAGGGGCAGUUCCGCCUUUGCCAGGUAUGCCAAGCAACGUUCAGGAUGUCCAACAAACCAGCGAGGAGGUAGAAAUCGAGCAGCCAGAGGACGACCAAGAGAGAGGAAGAUUGUUUGUCAAGGUCGUUGGUGUCCGAGAUUUGGACAUGCCCUUACCAAAGGGGGAGAAACUUCAAUUCGCAUUGACAUUGGACAACGGCUUGCAUUGUGUCACAACAUCGUGGCUCGAGCUUGGAAGAAGUGCUCCCAUCGGCCAGGAAUUUGAGCUUAUCGUUCACAAAGAAUUGGAGUUCCAACUGACAUUGCAAAUGAAAACCGACGGCAUAUUCUUGAAACAAAAUCGAGAAUCAGUUGUCUCUGCUACCCCUUCCAAACAAAAGUCUUCAGCUUUCAGCCGCGUCUUCGCAUCUCCAAAGAAGCGCAAAGAAAUGGAGAUGAAGCAGCAAUUGGAGCAACAAGAAAAGCAGAGACUAGAAGCCAAAGCCAAUGCAGGCCCUUGGGAAAAGCUUCGCUCGGUCAUUGAUCGCGAUGGUAGCUUUGCUCGUGCCUACGUCUCUCUCUCGGACCAUGAAAAGUAUGCAUAUGGUCGACCUUACGUUGUACGUGUUCCUUGUUUCAAUGAAUGGGCUGUGGAGGAACCAUCAAGUGUGAAGAGCAAGAAAAGCAGCUCACUCAACAUUGUUCAAAAACGACCUCCCUACAAAGUCGGUAAUCUCGAGCUUCAACUUCUCUUUGUUCCUAUACCGAAAGGAGCCAAGGAAGAAGACAUGCCAAAGAGCAUGAACGCUUGUAUACGCGAAAUGCGUGAAGCGGAAAACGCUGCCUCCCGUAUGUGGGAAGGCUACUUGUCUCAACAAGGAGGCGAUUGUCCCUACUGGAGACGGCGUUUCUUCCGCUUGCAGGGAUCAAAGUUGACUGCCUAUCAUGAAGUAACCAGGCAACCGCGUGCUACAAUCAACUUGGCAAAGGCUGCUAAACUCAUUGAUGAUAAAUCGACUCUCACCCAGAAGGAGACCACUACUCGAGGAGGCGGAAGACGCAAGUCGGCCUUUUCGGAGGAAGAGGAGGGCUAUAUGUUUGUGGAGGAGGGAUUCCGGAUUCGGUUCGCCAAUGGCGAGGUGAUCGACUUUUAUGCUGAUAGCCGCGCCGAGAAAGAAGGAUGGAUGACAGUACUUUCAGAUACUGUUGGUAAGGGCUAUGCUGCGGGCACAGGUCAAAUGAAAGCCUGGACAGAGCUUGUCCUCAAGCAUGAGAAGGCUUUGAACGCUAAACGCGAAGCACUUGAUCGUCUCAUGGGACCUAACGGACUAUCUUCACAACAGACGGCACCAGCAUCUCAGCCAACAAAGCCUCGACACCAACAUAAUCUGUCACAGCCUGAAGUUCGCUCCCCUGAAGCCCGACGGGAAAAGACUCGAUCUCUCAUGUUUUGA
Talaromyces marneffei is the source of this 3957-nucleotide messenger RNA. RefSeq lists its product as uncharacterized. The coding region runs from base 1 to 3957 and encodes 1318 amino acids. Gene Ontology annotation, molecular function: GTP binding. The record is from RefSeq and is a predicted model, not a curated record. The transcript is spliced from 6 exons. NCBI's taxonomy places the organism in Eukaryota, Fungi, Ascomycota, Eurotiomycetes, Eurotiales, Trichocomaceae.